Saxophila tyrrhenica is the source of this 1704-nucleotide messenger RNA. RefSeq lists its product as uncharacterized. Lineage: Eukaryota; Fungi; Ascomycota; Dothideomycetes; Mycosphaerellales; Extremaceae. Bases 1 to 1704 code for a protein of 567 amino acids. The record is from RefSeq and is a predicted model, not a curated record. Gene Ontology annotation, molecular function: sulfuric ester hydrolase activity. Gene Ontology annotation, cellular component: cytoplasm. The transcript has a single exon.
AUGGAUCACUUGGAACGUCUACGCAAGCACAUGCCUGACACACCCCCCGUGUCGCCGCCAGUCGGCCUGGCUGGUCAGGAGCCACACAGCACGCCGCUGUUCCCGACCAAGCCCAACAUUCUCUACAUCAUGGCCGACCAGCUGGCCGCGCCACAGCUCAAGAUGUACAACAAGGACUCGCAGAUCAAGACGCCCAACCUCGACAAGCUGGCCGAGCGCUCGGUGGUGUUCGACUCCGCCUACUGCAACUCUCCGCUCUGCGCCCCCAGCCGUAUGGCCAUGAUCUCGGGCCAGCUGCCGUCCAAGAUUGGCGCAUACGACAAUGCUUCUCCCAUUCCAGAAGACACGCCCACAUACGCUCAUUACCUGCGAAAGGCCGGCUACGAGUGUGUCCUGGGCGGCAAGAUGCACUUCAUCGGCGACCAGCUCCACGGCUACGAGUACCGCCUGACUGCGGAUAUCUACCCAGCAGAUCUCGGGUGGUCUGUCAACUGGGACGAGCCAGACACUCGUCUCGAGUGGUACCACAAUAGCUCCUCCAUCUUUCAGGCCGGCCCGUGCGUGCGCAGCAACCAGCUCGACUACGAUGAGGAGGUCCUGUACAAGGCCAAGCAGUUCAUGUACGACCAUGUGCGCAAGCCAGCCAACAGCCGUCCAUUCUGUUUGACCGUCUCUUUCACCCACCCGCACGACCCGUACACCAUCGAGCAGAAGUACUGGGACAUGUACGAGGGUGUCGACAUCGACAUGCCGAAGGUCAGCAUUCCGAAGGAGGAGUUGGAUCCACACAGCAAGCGUCUGCAGCACGUCGUUGAUCUCGAGGAUUAUGACUUCACGCCAGCGCAGGUCAAGAGGGCGAAGCGGGCAUACUAUGGCGCUGUCAGCUACAUCGACGACAAUGUUGGGCAGUUGUUGGAGACCUUGAAGAAGUGCGGCCUUGAUGACAACACCAUUGUCAUCUUCUCUGGCGACCACGGUGACAUGCUCGGCGAGCGUGGCCUGUGGUACAAGAUGUCCUACUACGAGUCCUCUGUCCGCGUGCCGAUGCUCUUCAGCUACCCGAAGCAAUGGACACCGCGCCACGUGUCGGAGAGCGUGAGCACCUUGGACAUCAUGCCAACGCUCGUUGAUAUUGUCGGUACUCGUCUGAUUCCAAGCUUGCCCGUGGAUGGCGCAUCGAUCGCUCCCUUCCUAAAUGGCGGCAAGGCGCACGACAAUGUGUUCGCCGAGUACAUGGGCGAGGGUACCUGCGCGCCAUACAUGAUGAUCCGUCGCGGUCCAUGGAAGUACAUCACCUGCCCGGCCGACCCAGAUCUCUUCUAUAACCUGGCCACGGACCCAGAUGAGCUGAACAACCUGACCAAGAGCGAGGACCCAGAGAUCAAGAAGACGUACGAAGCUUUCGUCGCCGAAUCCAAGGCCAAGUGGAAUAUGGAAGCCAUCACCAAGGAUGUUAUCACCCGCCAACGGGCCAGACGCUUCUGCUUCUCCGCCCUCAAGCAAGGCCACUGGACCAGCUGGGAUUACGAAGUCCCGGAAAGCAGCAAGGACAAAUACAUCCGCAGCCACAUGGAUCUCGACGACCUGGAACGUCGCGCUCGCUACCCGAUUGUCGAUGCUCACGGUCAAGUCAAGACCCUCGGCAAGAUUGGCAAGGAGGGCAUCCUCUCCGUCCCACUGCAGGCUGGUGCUCUCGGACAAUAG